Molecule: messenger RNA, 348 nt
Organism: Yamadazyma jaroonii
Lineage: Eukaryota; Fungi; Ascomycota; Pichiomycetes; Serinales; Debaryomycetaceae
Source: the annotation of a GenBank genome assembly
AUGGAAGAUAAUGAAUUACAAGCUAUAAGAGAAGCUAGAUUAAAAGAGUUACAAAACCAACAACAAACUCCUCAAAAUGAUAUGAAAAUAACUAUGUUGAAUCAAGCAUUAGAUAUUAGUGCUAGAGAAAGAUUAAGUAGAGUCAGAAUCGUUAGACCUGAUAGAGCUGAGGCAGUUGAAAACUAUAUCAUCAAAUUGAUUUCCAUGGGAUCUAUUUCCAAGAAGUUAAGUGAGAAUGAUAUUGUAGAGAUCUUGAAUAGUUUAUCCAGAGACGAAAAGAAGAACGAGUCCAAGAUUGUUUUCAAUAGAAGAGAAUUAAGUGAUGAUGAAGAUGAUUUCUUCGAUUAA